Messenger RNA from Chelonia mydas (Green sea turtle), 3307 nucleotides. It is a transcript of the gene RGS16, whose product is annotated as regulator of G protein signaling 16. The coding region runs from base 91 to 663 and encodes 190 amino acids. Lineage: Eukaryota; Metazoa; Chordata; Testudines; Cheloniidae. The record is from RefSeq and is a predicted model, not a curated record. The transcript is spliced from 7 exons.
UUUAGUGCAGUUGCAUGCUGCUUUCCAUUCCAGUGACAAGGACGAAACCUGUUGUCAGCUACCUACCCUCCUGCCUGCCCAGUUCUCAGCAUGUGCCGGGGUUUAGCUGCACUUUCCACCUGCUUGGAAAGAGCCAAACAACUCAAGACUCGUUUAGGGAUCCUGCUUCAUAAACCGGAGUUGGGACAUGAGGCUGAGAGCUUCAGCACAUCUGAGCAGGGCACCAAACUGAGAAACUCCUCAGAGGAAGCACUAGAAUGGAAGAAGUCCUUUGAUCACUUGCUGAAGAGUAAAAAUGGGGUGGCUACAUUCCAUGCCUUCCUGAAGACAGAGUUCAGUGAGGAGAACUUAGAGUUUUGGUUGGCUUGUGAGGAGUUCAAAAAGUCCCGGUCAAAAACUAAACUGUCAUCCAAGGCCCACAGGAUCUUUAAGGAGUUUGUUCAAAAUGAAGCACCUAAAGAGGUGAAUAUUGACCAUGAAACCAGAGAAAUAACCCAGAAGAACCUGACAGCUGCCACUUCUUCUUGUUUCGAUGCUGCACAGGCAAAAACCCGCACUUUGAUGGAGAAGGAUUCCUAUCCCAGGUUCCUGAAAUCUACCUCUUACCAGGACUUAACAGAGCAAGCCACCAGCCAUAGCACCAGCAAGCGGUUGCAUACCUGAUCCAAGUCACCUGUACUGCCAGAAACUGGGGGGUGAGGGGAAGAGCCACAUAGUGAAGCAAAGGUAGAGGCAGGAGCCUGAGAAACAGUGACUGAGGCGGAAAGAGCUCUGAGCAGUGGGGUUUUGGCUAAAGUCCUGGGAUUCUAUCCUUAUCAGGAUCCCCAGGACCUCCAAUGCUUCCAUGUACCUCUGAGCUGUAGUGAAGAGCACCUGUCCUGCACCAUGGGGAUGGGAGAUGGUGAAAUGAGAACUGUUGGGAGAGAGAGAUGGGUGGACAGUUGCUUACAUGCAAGCAAGCACUCCAGUGACGGACAGUAGGGGAAAAGUAUGCAAGAAGAGACUUGCACUAAAAGCAGAGAGAGAGAGGGGAGCUGGAUGAGAGGCUCCAUCGAGUGGCAGUUUCCAUUGAAAACAGGGCAGAUUUAAUUCCCCCCCAAACUGUCCACCAUCUGAUGCUGAACUUUAUGCAUGUCUGUCUGCACGAGAGAAAGCCUCAGUCUGCUCUCAAGACCCUGCCUCUGUACCGACAAAAAUUACAAACUAUACAUAGAGCUCAGAAGUUUGCAGUUUCUGUAGUGCUGUGGCCGAUGAACCCACACUAGUCUGCAUGUUCUUGCACCAGCUGGAAUUUCCAGCAUCUCAAAUCAUAAAGAUGCAAGGACAACUUUGGGUUUUCAGCCACAGGAAUCCUGCAUCUGCUUUGUUUUGAUUGAGAGAGAUUUCAGGUUCUAUUCUGCCCUCUUCCAUGCAUGCUCUGGGAGAUCCUUUACACCUCCUUCCAAUAAGACAUCAGCAUAGUAUGGACAUUUCCCCACCCCUCCCAUAAACUACACGAGCUCAUGUUUUGGUCCUGUAGAUUGUUGUGUGCAAUCUUGGAUUGCAUGCCCCACUUUUUAUUAUUGUUAUUGAUAAAAUUUCAUAGAUGAGCACAGAACUUUACAGAGUACAUACUUUGGGUACGCCCUUGCCCUGAGGAGCUUACAACUGAAAUUGGAUUUACUGUAGAUACCACAGUCCUUAGAUACCAUGGUGACAGGCACUACAUAAAAACCCAAGAGAGGUAGGUAGAGAGAACGCCAGUACAGUCAAAGGAUGAGGCACAAGUGUGGCAACAGCUGGAGUCCUAAUUGGUCAGGGCUGGCAUUGUUUUUUUAGAAGACAUGGGAAAGGGGAGAUUGAGGAGGGUUGAUAGAUUUAUUGUCUGUGUGGAAUUGGAGAAUGGUGUUUAAAAAGGCCCAAAGAGCCAGACUUUUAAAGGUAUUUAGGCUACUAACUCCCAAUUUUUUUUUAUCAUUUGUGUUUUCACCUGCAAAAUGUGCCCUUCUGUGACUGAUUGUGCAGGGGCUCCUCUUUUUACAUGCCUUCUUCAAAUACAGAAGUUUGCUAAGACCAUGCCUCCUCCCCUGUGCUUCUGCCUCAGCUGCCAUGAAAGGAACCCUGCAAAAUAUAGAUUAGGAGAUAGACCCCUUCUCCCCCCAGUAGGUUAAUGGAAUUUGUGUUUCUCAUGCAUGUUCCUCCAGAGAAAGGAAAAUAGGUCCUUGAAGGAAAUGUGGGAGAGGAAAUACGGAGAUUUCCCUUGGUUUUAAAUCUGGGCUUAAGUCCCCUACCUGGUGAAAUCAAUAGGCAGAAUACUGAGCAGGUUACUUGCAUUUAGUGAUCCACACAAAAUAGAGUUCUGUGAGCGUAAAGCUCUGAGACCAUGAAAGAACGAGGAGUACUUGUGGCACCUUAGAGACUAACACAUUUAUUUGAGCAUAAGCUUUUUUUCCCCACUGCAUGCAUCUGAUGAAGUGGGCUUUAGCCCACGAAAACUUAUGCUCAAAUAAAUGUUAGUCUCUAAGGUGUCACAAGUACUCCUCAUUCUUUCUGCUGAUACAGAGUAACACGGAUACCACUCUGAAACCUGAGACAGUGAAAGAACACAUUUAACCAGAAGCUGCUGUCCAAUGCUUUUCUGAGAGGCUUGUAGCACAUUUCAUUUGCUGAGACUUUUGGCACAAAACUUGAUUUUCAGAACCACCCUGAUUAGGUAUUUACAGAUCCGUUAGUUAGAUUAGAUAAUUAUUCAGACACUGAGGGUGCAGGUACACUGGUGCUAGUAACAGUAUAAAUACUAGUGUAGCUCGGGCUCAGGUGUUUUCAGCACUGUCUCAUUGAAAACCUGCCUUGAGCAAACUUUCCUGGUAAGACAGAAGCAUAGUGCAAUCUUACCUGCAGCAAUUUAUUCACAAAAGCCAAAUCCUGAGAUCCUUACUCAGUUGACACUCAUUCUUUGCCCAAACAACCUCCUUGUCACUUCCAUGAGCAUUUGCCUGAGUAAGUACAGAGAAUUUGCCUUGGAUCACUAGUGGUGUCCUCCUAUUGCAAUUUGUCUGGCCAGUGGCUUCAAGAAUCUCAAGAACUAGUGGCUGGACUCCCUUCUGCAUCCUCCUCUCCUCUUCCUUCCAAUUCUACCUCUGAGUCUUCAUGGGUUCCAGCUGGGUUCUCAAGAGAUUCUAGCUGCUUUAAUAUUUAUUAUUUAUUUUCACAACUGGAACUAGCUUCAUAAUGCUAUUGAGAUACAUUGUUCUGAUUGCAUGGUUAACACAAUAUCAUUAUUAUUUAUUAUUAUUAUUAUUAGGAAAUAAAACAAAAUAUUGAGACA